AUGCGGAUGGGUCCAUUCGCUUGCCCAGGAAGUUCCGGGCGCUGGCUUGGGGUCCCUGCACUCUGUUCUUUGCUUGCUGGGUACGGUCCUGGCCCAUCACUGCAGCAUUGCUGCCCUGCCUGCGGCCCUCACGCCUGGAGCGCGCGACAAAGCUGGCAUAUAGGCUGA
Molecule: messenger RNA, 168 nt
Organism: Symbiodinium pilosum
Lineage: Eukaryota; Dinophyceae; Suessiales; Symbiodiniaceae
Source: the annotation of a GenBank genome assembly